UUUAGUUGACUUUAGUCAACGUUUGUUCUUCCAAAAAAAAAAAAAAAAAAAUCAAUCAAGAUCCAAUAAUUAGUGUACAUUUGCAUAUGAACAAAUGGCAUUAGACACUGCACUAUAUGCACAAGAUCAAAUUGGCAUUUGGGGUUAUGACUAUUUGUUACAAGAAGAUAAAAGUUUUUAUGGUUUAUUAGAAAGUAACAACAACAUUAUUAGUCAAAAUAAUGAAAAUGUUGCUAAAAGUGUCCAUGCAAAUAAUUUGGACUAUUGUUCACCUUCUUCUGUGAUGCAAAAUCACAAUACUAUUUCAUCACCAGAAAUUUGUACCCGUGGUACCGAACUUGUGGCGGCUGUCGGUAGCAGGAGAAAAAGAAGGCGAACCAAGAGUGGGAAGAACAAAGAAGAGUUGGAGAGUCAGAGAAUGACUCAUAUUACGGUGGAACGAAAUCGGCGAAAACAAAUGAAUGAGUAUCUUGCUGUUAUUCGAUCAAUGAUGCCAUCUUCAUACGUUCAAAGGGGAGAUCAAGCUUCAAUAAUUGGAGGAGCUAUAAAUUUUGUGAAGGAGCUAGAACAACAACUACAAACGUUAGAGGUACAACAAAGAGCCAUGCAUCAACAUACAACCAUCAAAAAUAACUAUUCUUCGCCACCAUUACCAUUUAGUGAAUUCUUCACAUUCCCACAAAUCUCGACUCGAACGCAAAAUGAUCAAGGCUGCGGUAGUUCGGUCACUUUGGUCGAUAACCGGCCACGGGCUAUGGCAGAGAUUGAAGUAACAAUGGUGGAAAACCAUGCAAAUCUAAAAAUACUAUCCAAGAAGCGAACUAGGCAGCUCUUGAAAAUGGUGUGUGGUCUACAAUGUUUGUGGCUCACUAUUCUCCACCUUAAUGUUACUACAGUUGAUCAAAUGGUACUCUAUAGUCUUAGUGUAAAGAUUGAAGAUGCAUGCCAGCUGAAUACAGUGGAUGAGAUAGCUGAUGCAGUCAAUUGCAUGUUGGGAAGAAUUGAAGGUGAAACUAUGUAAUCUAAUAAUUCAAUUGUAAUAAACCUAUAUAGCCUAUUGUUUUUAAUAAUAAUUAAUUAGGGUAUAGUUUUAAUAACUUUUUUUCAUUCUAGAGGUUACCAUAUAGUACUAGCUAGCCUUUUACAUUUCUUAA
Messenger RNA from Erigeron canadensis, 1154 nucleotides. Its product is annotated as transcription factor bHLH96-like. The coding region runs from base 95 to 1021 and encodes 308 amino acids. Gene Ontology annotation, biological process: regulation of transcription by RNA polymerase II. The record is from RefSeq and is a predicted model, not a curated record. The transcript is spliced from 3 exons. Lineage: Eukaryota; Viridiplantae; Streptophyta; Magnoliopsida; Asterales; Asteraceae. Gene Ontology annotation, molecular function: DNA-binding transcription factor activity, RNA polymerase II-specific; protein dimerization activity; RNA polymerase II cis-regulatory region sequence-specific DNA binding.